Molecule: messenger RNA, 8787 nt
Organism: Protopterus annectens (West African lungfish)
Lineage: Eukaryota; Metazoa; Chordata; Ceratodontiformes; Protopteridae
Gene: DNAAF9
Product: dynein axonemal assembly factor 9
Exons: 37
Coding region: 137-3634 (1165 amino acids)
Source: RefSeq, a predicted model, not a curated record
GCUGUCAUUCAUGUUGUAUGUACGUUUCCAUGCUUGUACUCGCUGAUGGCUGGUUCUUCACGAAGAGGAGGAGCUUCGGUGAGAUGUAGAGGUUGGAAUCUGUGUCCGAUUUUUGCAGAUAUUUGAGGAAAAAAAUAUGGCAUCCAUGUUUUACGGUUCUGCAAGAAGGAGUAUUCGGUAUCAGAACUUCAGCCGUUAUGUCAGCUGCAGUCGACUUCGACAAGUACAGAGCAUUCUCAACCCGAGCAACAGACUGAGACCUGAUGGAAUUCUUUGCAUUCUCGGAAUUGACAGUCGGUAUAAUGAAGGCUGCAGGGAGCUGGCUAAUUACCUGCUGUUUGACUUGUACAACCAGAAAAACAGUGAAUUUGACAGAGCAGAAUAUCCUGAAGAAGUACUAGAUGAUGUUAUUCUUCUAAUAAAACCGAACAGUGUCCAUCUGUACUGCAACCCCAUAAACUACAACUAUCUUUUACGUUAUGUGGCACAUUGGAGAAACUUGCAUUUUCAUUGUAUGACUGAAAGUGAGUAUGAAGAUGAGGAAGCUGCAGAAGAGUUUAAAGUUUCUAGCUUUGUAGAUAUGGUACGGGACUGCAACCGAAUUGGAAUUCCCUAUUGCUCCCAAGGUCACCUGCAAAAAUUUGAUAUGUUCAUUGUAGAAAAGUGGCCAAUAGUGCAGGCCUUUGCACUGGAAGGAAUUGGAGGAGGAGGAUUUUUUACCAUGAAACACGAGUUGUCUGAUGUAAGUGAUGAGCUAUGGAAGAUCUACAGCAGAAUGGACCCAGUUUCUUUUGAGAGUCUGGUAAUGGAAGAUUUGGUGAUAUUUGAGAGACAGUGGAACUGUUUUUUUGCCAACUUUGACACCGAAAGCUCUUCCUUCAUAUCUGAAUUGUCCGAAGCACAAGCAGGAGAGCCAUUUCGAAGUUAUUUUAGUCAUGGAAUGAUUUCAAGCAACAUUACAGAUAAAAGUCCUAGCAGACAGCCUUUUGUUCUGUUUGGUAGUCAUUCUUCAAGAGAAAAUUUGAACACAAACAGCUUCAGUUUCCCAUCAGAAGGACAUUUAGUGAGAAACACCGGCCUUGGAGGAAGUCUUGCUAAACACAUGGUUGCACAGUGUGUUUCUCCUAAAGGACCUUUGGCUUGUUCAAGGACAUACUUUUUCGGAACCACUCACGUGCCAUAUCAAGGAAAUGACAAUGAACAGCUCCAAAGAAAUAUUCAAAUAAUUUUACCACAGAUUUAUGCAGCUGCAGUGGAGGCAGUAAUGGCAGGUAUUCAGUGCUUCACAAGGACAUCCAGUGCAGUAAAGGCAAAAGAAUCUGCAGAAGUGAUGUUUUUUUCUUUACUGGAUUAUUACAGUUUGAGUCAGUACAAAACUGUUUUACGCUCAAAAGCAGCCUUCCAUAUUUCUGCAGUCGAUAUGCAAGGGCGAAUUGUUCCUUUAGAUGGUGAUAACAGCACACGCUUAAUAAAAACAGCCUGCAUGACUGUCUCUGAUAUCCCUGAUUUGCAUGAGGCAAAUGGAUCCCUGGGCUCCAUAGUCUUCUCUGAAUCCUUCAUAGAAUCACAGAUAUUUAUAAGAGAGCGAGAUGGUGGCAUUUUUACAGACAGUACAUAUGUUACUCUGACUGCAGCUAUACCUCGUUAUGUGUCUUGGGUGGUGGAUGAAAAUGAAAUUAAAAUGUUUGAAGAGGUUCAACAGAUAACAAAGGAAGAAGAGACAUUCCUUGGUACCCCUCUUACAGAUGGAGAGGCAGCAUAUGUUUACUGCAACAGUUUAUUGGCCAUGCCUGAAGAAGGUAAACUGCACUUUUUUACAGAAGGAGUUUUAUUUUGUAAUCCUCAUUAUGGGAGUUUCACAGUUCCCAGGAACCACAUUAAAUCUCUCAAACUUUACGAUGGGGAUUCACUGAGUAUUGUUGCUGCUAUUAUCAUUGAGUAUCAGAGCUCACUUCUCCUGCAUCUACCUGUCCAGCUCCGUUCUCAGUCGAAAUGUUUGAUGUUUGCACUUAUGCCAAAAACAAAAAGUUACAAGACCUUUUUCUCACAGGUAUUGUCUCCAUGGCAACAAAUGGGGGAUUGCGGAAUCACUCUGAAGAUAAUCCAGAAGGAUCAGCUUUCUGAAGAACAACAACGACUACAUUCCAGUGUACAAAAAAUGUUUGAAACACUUUCAGAGCCUUGUAGUGAAAGAUGGAACUGGAUUAGAAAUGCAUCUUCUAGUUUACCGGGAUUAGACAGUUUCUUGCAGCAUUUUUCAAUUAGCAGUGUAAGUCAGGAGCCAGUGAAAAGAGAACAUCUUCCUGUACUGUUACAGCAUCCUGAGAUUCCCAUUACUGCUAUUGAGGAAUCAAACAAGGUGAUUAUCACUGUUAUCACUGGCCUACCUGGAAGUCAUAAAGAUGAUCUCUGUACAUUUAUUGUUACCCUGCUCAAAGAACAUGGCAGGUGGGCAGUAUAUCAGCAGCCAUUGGACAACUCUGACCGUUUUAGCCCAACACUGUUUCAGUGUUAUUUGUCUUCUGUGCUAGAGGCCCAACAGAAUCGCAGUGCUCGACAAACAGCAUAUAUGAGAAGGAAAAUGAAACUUUUGGUGGUUACAACUGGAUACAUGGAUGUCAUUGACAUUGUUCAGGCACUCCAGAAUCAUCCUGAUCCUGACGUGAAGUCUUCUUUUAGUAUUGGUUCCAUUACUGCAUGUGUAAAUCCUUUGUGUUGCUACAUGGAGCACAGGUUUCUUUUCCCUAAAUUCUUGGAUCAGUGUUCACAAGGAUUGGUGAGCACUGUAGUUUUUACAACUUUGACAUCUGAGCAGAAACACUCAUUGCUGGUUCAACUGCAGAGUCUUAUUCGAGCAGCAAAUCCAGACAUUGCUUUUGUUUUGGCAGAAAGGGGAAUUGUUACCAGGAAUGAAGAUGUUGACCUUAUUCUGUCAGAAAGGCAGUUUACUGAUCCACAAUUAUUGAGGGCAAGGUACCUGAUGUUUCCAGGAUGGUGUGAUGGCAAAUUUAAAACAGGACCUGUUUUCCCACCAAUGAUGCAUAUCUGUCUCAGAUUUGUCCAUCCUUUAGAAAAAACACAGUUUAUGUCAGAAUGCAAAGCUCUGAAGUCAGCAUUGAGGCAAAGUCCCUUUACAGGAAACAUAUACCACAUUUUUGGAAGAAUUAAAUUUUCAGAUUCUGAGAAGAUUAUCAGCAUCUGUCACAACAGUUUAACCAGUACACUAAGUUUAACCCCAGUGCAGGAGGGACCAGUUCCUCCUGCUGCCGUGAAUAGCAGUUUGCAUCAGGAUUGUUUUCUGGUAUUCAUUGGCUGUUCCCUCGAGGAAGAAGGAGUCAAAGAUUGGCUCAGGCUGUGCACAAAACAGAAACCUCCCAGAAAAGCUUUGAAAACAAAAGAGAUGCUUACACUACAGGAGAUAAAGAAAGUACAUGUGAAGCGUCAUUUGGACCCCCUUCCCCCUGGUUACUUUUACAAUGGAACUCAGUUUGUUAAUUUCCUUGGAGAAAAAAAUGAUUAUCAUCCACUGAUGGAUCAGUUCAUAAAUGAAUAUGUCGAAGAGUGCAACAAGGAAAUUGAAAAAUACAACAAAGAACUAGAAGGACAAAACUACUCUGACCUGUUUGCAAUGUAAAAUUGGCUAGCAGUUUUGGGAGGGGUGACUGCUGUACAUGCAUUAUUCUACAACUGAGUGUCAGCAUGGGGAUGAUUACUUGCAUAGGUGCAGUGUUCUUGAAGUUAUUUUUGUCACUGGACAAGAGGUUGUUUUCUUGUUCAGAUCACUUGUCUUCAAUUUUUUUUUCUCAGAAUUCAGAGACUCCACUGGUCAGCUGUUAUUUCAUAACUGCAUUGCUGAGGCAAUAUUCUCCUUUUGUAUAUUUAGGAGGAAUUUCUGUGGGCUUGUUUCUGACUUUACUGCAGUGGUAAAAUAAGUUCCAUUUCUUCUUUUCAUUAUGUCACUUUUAGUUUUUGUCAAGAGUGCUUGUGGCAAUGUGAUAUUUUAAAAUGUUUCCAAAAGUGCAGAGGAGAGCAUGAUAAACCUGAACUUUUUGCUCACUACUGCAUUAACAGCAUUUUGAUUGUAGCACAACAUAUUGAAAGUUGAGCUCAGUGAUGUGUUUGUUGACUGAGUGAAAAUUAAGGAACAAAAGGCCUGUAGAUGUACAGAUGUGGCACUGUAGAGAGACUGUUCAAGUACUGAGGGAAACCAGCACCCUCUCCUACUAAGGUGUGGUGUAUGCUGAUGUGCAAGAAAACUUGUCAUCUGUUUUAGUAGUUGCUUUAAGCUGCUGUUGUAGUUCAAAAUGCUUGAAAUAUGUUCUCUACAUUCUCAUUUCAAUUUAAAAUGUGCCUCUACUAUCAUAAGCAAACAGUUGUUUUACUUGUUUGUUUUGUCAGAGAGAGAUCAUUGCACUGGUUAGAAUAUACUUCUAGAAGUGAUCUUUAACAGUUGAGUAUUGCAUCUGACUGGGAUCAUUUUCAUUUACAUUAGUACAGCACGGAAAAGCAAUGGCAGUGCCAUGAGAAAUACCCUCAUCUUCAUUUGUGUACGGUGACAAGAUAACCAUACUUGGCUAUCCUAUCUUGAAAUCAAACCGUAUUUGGUUUGUUUCUUAAAAUAUGUAUUGGUGAACAGUUAAGGUCACUGCCAUUUCACAGUAAAUAAUGCUUGUCUGCAAGCCAUCCUGAUAUUUUUCACUUUAUAUACAGCUCUCCUGCCAUUAAAAAGUGUUCCAACAGCAAACAUGAAUGCAUCAUUCAGCUCUGCAGUUUGUGCAUUGCUGAAAUAUGUGGUCUGUCCAACCAGGAAGGAAAUUGCUAACUUCCUAAUUUUGCUGAAGCAAUUUUUAUAUGUCUCUUGAGAAUUUCCAAUCCACAUACAGCUUUAGCAAACAUUUCUUAAAAUAUGGUAAUGGUUCUAGAAUUAAAAUGGUAGGCUGGAGUUUUUUGAUGAUCUAAAAUAUAGCCUAAUAGCCAGAUUUGAGUCACGGAGCUAGAAACUAGCUGCUCAUUUAUCAGCUAAGAACAUUAUUUCCAAUUAUGACUUGCUGUUUACUUCAGCAGUUACACUGCAAAACCAAGGGAAUGAAUUUGAUCAAGUUUUUUUUUCAGUCUUAUUCCUUUUCCAAGGAUGCCUUGGUUUUAAUGUGUAAGAUGAUUAUACGAAGGGCUCCUCAUUAAUAGUACUGUCAAGCAAGUGUAAAGAAAUGUUUUGUUUAGUGAUAUAAGCUUUUAUAAAGCCAGAUAAGCUAGAUUAUCUCUAGUUCUUGUUCAUAUGUUGCUCAUAAGGAUCAACAUUUAAAUGCACCGUUGCCCUGUAAUCAUAGUAGCUGUUGUGGUCAAGUUACUUAAUCAUAUUACUUUAGCUGUGUUACACACUGAUACACAAAACUGAAACUCUGGCAACUGUACUUAUCGGACAGGGCACUAGAUGUCAGCAGUGUAUGAAUAGCAGCAAUGCAGAGAACAUUAAUGCUGGGUCAGCCGUUCUGCUUUGGUCAUUUUUCCUGUUUGGUGAAUUAAUUCUACUCUUUAUACUUAGUGUCUGUCCAGGCUUGUCUCUGAAUUAUUAUGUGCAUAAUGAAUGACACCAUAAGUAUACUAUCUAAAAACAGAAACUUAACUUAAGGAUGUAUGUUCUUUCUGACAAACCCUGACUGCACAGUUUACAUAUUCAUGGACUGAGGAGUAUCUGCAACCACUGUUAAAAAUGUUAGCAGUAAGCAACUGGUGCUGGGUAUAUAAAUGAGUUACUUAAAGGUCAUUCAUAAUGUCAGGUUAUUUACAGAGUACAGAUUUUGUGUUGAAACUGUGUCAAGAUUAAUGCCAUUUGUAGCUGUGUAGAGCUGAAGUACUCUGUACUCAUCACUGUUUAGAUGCAAAAGAAAAUGUAACAGUGCUAAGCACUGCGCUGCUGACCCGAUUUGCAUUUCAUCUGUAUUCUCUACUAGGGAUGUGGUUGCUUUUACAAGAUUUUGAAUGGCUAACAAAAUGAAAUGACUGCAAACCAGUUCUGGUAUGACUUUAACCCCCCAAACUUCCAUUAUAUGUAAAACAUUUGUGUUUUAGAAGAAUAAGUGUUUUGAAUCUCAUUAUGAUAACAUCAUAGCUGAUAGCUGUUAUUUUCCAAGUUAGGUUGCUUUGUGCCCCCAAAACUUUGUAAGACUAACACAGUAAUCAUCAUACAAACUGCAUGCGUGUGGUAGACAUUGUCAUGCUAACUUGUUACUUCCAAAAUACUUCAAGAUGACACACCUAAGUGAUGAUCUAUGCCUCUUUAAGGUGGGGGUUGGGUUUUAAGCAGAAUACACAUUUCUGAAUCGUUGUCCUUCAUGUGCAAGAAACUGUCUUCUGAAGCUAAAAGUGAGCAUCAAGUACUAUAAAUGUAGGCAGGUAUUCUAUGUGUAGGGCAGUAGGUAUCUAAUACAGGAUAAUGUUUAUUACAGGUAUAUAAUCUUGCUGAGGCUUUACAUGUGAACCGUCUAUGCAUGAUAAAACUUGUAUUAUAAAGAUAGUGCCUGUAUGUUAAACUUAGCUAGUCAGCACAGUAAUAAGGGACUAUCAGUGUUCUAAAACACUAUGUAAAUUGGAUUAGACUUUGGAACAGCUUAGAAAAGCUGCGGGCAGAGUAAUAAAAUUCUUGGAAGAAAAGUGCUGAUAUUUGUUUCUAGAAAACUGGAAGUGUGAACUUGAUGCUAAGUCAGAAGUGCGUACUUCAGCUUUUAAAAGAAUAGAAAUGAUACACUGCUGGUCCCUUUUUUUCAAAGCUAGACAAUGCAUUUUAAAAGCCAUAUAGCUUAGAACAGUAGUGUUUAUAACGCUGUAACCUCAAACAAGUACAUACACAUUGGGGCAGCAGCUGAGAUAACUCUUGCUUCAGUCUGAAAACUGUAGCUGUUAAUUUUCUAAGUGCAAUUUACUAAGUCAGUAAUUAAAUUUGAUUCAUACUCUGCACACUCUUUAAGGCCUGCUCUGAUCUGUGAAGUAUUUUUAAAAAAAAAAUGAACCCUUUUUCUCAAAUUCUGUAGUAAGUGGCUAUUUUUAGGAGCUGCAAUUUGUAAAUAAGCAGAUCAGAAUUUUUAAACAGUUGUAAAUAUGCAAUUUCAAUUUGCGAUGCACACAUAUCAAUGCAUUGCUUAAAGAGUGAGGCAGAGGAAGCGUUAGUAUAGCACAUGGUACAAAACAUAAACAUAUGUAUUGCAUGAGUGACACUUACUGUAAUGAUAUCUGAUAUAAAUGGCCUUUCACCAUACUGAUAUUAUUUCAAUUUUGUCAGCAGUUCUGUUCUAUUGAAUUCAAUUUGAUUACCUCACUUUUUAAUAUUUUUAACUGUGACUUUUGUAAUACAGACUUUAAAAAAAACUGUGACAGUGCUAUUGUUGCGAAACACAGUAGUGCCUUUUAAAUGGCGCAGAUUAAUGCACUAACCAAAUUGAACAAAUGGAAGACAUUCCAUUUUAUUGCUCUGUCUGCUGUUGUUUUAGGAGCAAUAAAACAGUGUUGGUGAAAGGACUGAAACUAACUGUAUAAUAUGCAGCUUGAUAUAAAGUUAUUUUCUAAACUCUUUGAGGACUGACAUAUUUUGCUGAGGAUUUCACUUGUCUCCAGUGAUUUGAUGCUGCUAAUUAAUUCAUGUUGGGUGCUAGUAAAUUAUAACCUAAAGAUUAAUAAAUUCAGGUUUGGAGAGCAAUACAUUUUCAUACAUGAAAGUCCUCCAGAAUUAAUUUCACUUUCCUUGCAUUUUAAUUGUACUGAGUCAAUGUCCUUACAAGUUUGUAGAGUGACACAUUAAACCAUUUUUUGUCUGAUACUGAAAUCCUCAGAAUAGUAAUGUUUAAAUGUUUACAUACUCCGUCCUAAUAAGCUGGAAAAUCUGCAGGUAGCAAAAUGUGCUGUCAGACUUCUAGACUUUAUUUCCAAUUUUUUUUAUUAAAAUGCUUGAAAUUUUCUAUUACUGAAGUUUGUUUUGCAGAGUCCUCAAGGAGUUUAUAUGCUAGCUGAUCCUAUCAGUAACUGUUUGUGUGAUUCUUACUGGGCGAGUGGACAUAUAGGUUGCUGAAGUUAUAGAACAAAAUGUUGCAAAUUUGUACAGGGAACAGUUGCAGCCUUUACUACCCUGUAAUCUUUCAACAACCCAGGUUUCUAAAGUUAUUAGUAUUGGAUUUAUCAUCGAUACUGUGUAAUCAACACAAAGGCCUAUCACAGCAUAAUUAUUAAACUUACAGGGAGGCAAUUUAAGUUGCACUUAGCAGUGUUCCUAAUUAGCAAGUUGAACAUUUUAUUAUUUUGCACAAAUAAGCUGUGGAAUGCUACAUGGUAUUCUUAAAAGGGGAAUUUGAAUUAGAACAGGAAAUUAAAAACUGUGACUUGAUACAAUUCCGUUUUUGCAUAACUUUUUGAAGAAACGUUACCUCAAAAUGCUGAGACAUUGUUUCUUAAUUUUACAUGAUUUUUCAAAACAGAUACUAAUAUUGAAUUUAGAAACCUGAUUAUUUGGCUUUAAAUUUGUGCCAAAUUCAAUUUUGUACUAAUUUUCAGUGCUUUAAAUUUUGGAUAUUGUUAAAUUAAAGAUAUUUUUUGCACAUACUACUGUAACUUCAGUUAAACUGAUUUGUGACUGAAGCUUAUUUGCUUAUGUUGUUAUAUUUAUUAUUCUACUCAAUUCAGUAAAAUAUAUAAAAUUACUUUUUUCCUGUUUAUUUUUAUAUCACGUUUAUAUCUGUAGUCAUGUGGUGUUUGCACUUUUUACAGUUGUUAUUUUGUUGUAAUGCUGAAAACAAAUAAACU